Molecule: messenger RNA, 1428 nt
Organism: Penicillium canariense
Lineage: Eukaryota; Fungi; Ascomycota; Eurotiomycetes; Eurotiales; Aspergillaceae
Exons: 1
Coding region: 1-1428 (475 amino acids)
Source: RefSeq, a predicted model, not a curated record
AUGGCUCUCACGUUACCGAACGAUGUGCUCCUCAUGGUAGGUGAGCAGCUGGACGACCAUGCAGAUCGCCGGCAACUAAUCUUUGUCUCCCGUCAUUUCCAUGACCUCUUUCUUUCCCUUGUUUAUCGGACAGCGCGGCUAAAUCACUGGCGCGACAUCUACUCCUUCCUGCAUGCUACCACGAAACGACUGCCUCUCGCAAGAGCAGUUCGCGAGCUCGACCUCAGCGGCUGGCGGGCAGAACACAUCUCCGACGAGGAACGAGCAGCGCUAAAGUGCUCUGACGCUUUGAGGGAUCGUGUGGAGGUCUCAUCACAUUCACAUGACGAGACGUCGCAGUGGGAGGAGGAUCUUGGAAGAGGUCGCGGCGAUGCAUGGAUUGCACUGAUGCUGCCCCUGUUGACCCAGCUCCGACAGCUUCACCUUGCAUACUCCGCGCAUACUCCCUGCCUGCACCGCACCCUGCAACGGGCCAUCAAUGGCGAGAGACCGUUUCAAACUCAGCCCGCUUUCCAACAUCUAUGCAAAGUCUCGCUACACCGCCGAGAGGAGCUCAACCAUCCUGCACCCCCGGAGAACGCCGGUUUCGGCUCUCAUCAGCCCCCGUCAGCUCUCCUACUACCGUUCUUCCGAUUACCCUCCAUGCGUACAAUUGUUGCCAACUCGGUGGUGGACCCGACCUCGGACCCGGUAGAAUCAAAUCCCCACACCGACGAAGUGGAACAAUCAGCGUUCGGCGUUUCUUCCAUUACUGAAAUCGACCUGCGUGCCAGCAAUGGAAACCAGGGCAUGGAAGCCUUGACUGCGUCGUGUGCUGAUCUGAAAUCGUUCAAGUAUCAGCAUUCGGAUUCGCACGUCGCUUCCCACGGCUAUCAGCCCGCUGCGUUCUAUCGCUCAUUGACUCGGAGCAAAGAGACACUCCACACAUUAUGGCUCGAUCACUACGGCGAUCACUAUCCUUUCACCGCUGCCGGACUAAAUCAAACUCACGAUGAAUGGUUUGGAUCCCUGGCCGAUUUCAUUGCUCUUCGAGAAGUCCGCAUUCGACUGCCUAACCUCCUUGAUAUUCGAUAUCAAACUGAGCCGACUGUCCCGCUGCUGAAUUGCCUUCCUCAGUCUCUGGAGACACUUUACAUCGAAGGAUGCGAGGAGCGGUAUCUUGGCAUGCUCGUCUCACAACUCCAGACCGUGGUCAAGAACCACCGUACUCGGUUCCCUCACCUCCAACGGUUAGAUAUUGAGGGGUCCUUCCAGAAUGCCACGUCCGAUGAGUCCGGUGACACCAGCGCUCCGGCCUCCGAACCCUCCCAUAACACCAUCAAGCCCAAAAUCAUGCAAGCUGCCGAGACUUUACACGUGGACUGCGUCUCUUCUGGGCUUGAGUUGCAUGUCCACGACCGCGUCUUCUCCCAACAUAUGCAUAGCUAA